AGUAGUAAUCCUACUACUGGAUAAAGAAUUCAACUGCCCCUACUUCUCCUUAUCCCGGACCAAACCACUCGGGCCUGCAUGGACACAUACAUAUUCCAUGCACACCCACACACACACACAGGCACGCACACAUGCUAGCACGCGCACCAUUAUGGACAUGCAUACGUCCCAAUUAGUGCUCAUGAAGAAUGGUGGCGUUGGAAGGGAUUCUGGGCCAUCAGCAGGCUCGGCCCCUCUGAGAGCCUUCUAGCCAAGAGGGGCGGAGGCUGGAAGAAGCGACACGGGUGUAUUUAUAGAAGAAACGAGGUCUCACUACACCUUCUUUGGGAGCGAGAGAGAAAGAGAGAGCGAGGGAGAGAGAAUGAUUAAGAAAAAUAAUUCGGCGCACGUCCCAGUUUUUCAACGUGGUGGUGGUGGUGGGGCUGUGCUUUUUUUCCCUCUUUUUUUUUUUACACGUGCACGAAACCCGGAGCUGGUCUCAGGGAUGAGAAGUGCUCAGCGGUUGUGACUGGACCCACGCAUGCUCGCAGUCAUGACUGUUCACCCGGCAUUUUGUGCACAGUCACCCCAUGCUGGGGAGGAUGCGGCGACCACGCGGCUUCCGCUCCCGUUUUGGCUGAGCGCACGCGGCGAGGCCGAGCUUUGAUCCUCACUCCCUCCUGUUGACCGAAGGGCCUUUAUUUUUGUGUCCCAGAGUCUGGAAAGAGGGCGUCCUCCCUAUCUUCAACUUUUUUUUCUACUCUGGUCGAGAGUGUGGAUGGUAUCGCAGAAAUUUACUAUUGAUUGGUGCUAUCAUUUUUAACCAUUCAAGAUGAAGAAGUUCUUGCAGAACCAAAAGGGGAGAUACUCCUUCCGCCAGGGCAAGCGGGGGUCGACGUAUCCUCCGAAAGAUUUUUUCCUCAACAUGCCGUCGUCCAAUCAGGGCUGGCCGGAGGAUUUCGGCUUCAAGAUGGGUGGGACCGGCCCCACCUACAUCCUGUCUGUGGAGGAGGGCAGCAGUGCCCACCUGGCCGGCCUGCAGCCCGGGGACCAGGUGCUGGAGAUUGAGGGCCAGAACGUGUCCACGCUGGGGGCUCAGGCCGUGGCCGCCAUCGCCCAGACCCAGAAGAACAUCCCGCCCAGCAUCGGAGUGGUGUCGCGCAUCCAGCAGAUGGACAUCAUCCCAGGCCCGGACGGUCGCUUCGGCUUCACCAUCGUAGGAGACUGCCCCCUGCUGGUGGACGACUGCUCCCCGUGCUCCCCGGCGGGCCGCAGCGGCCUGCGGGCCGGGGACUACGUCAUGGAGGUCAACGGCAUCCCGGUCCGGCAGCACGAGAUGGCGGCCACGCUGAUCAAGUCCUCCCAGGGACGGACCCUGCGGCUGGGGGUGCUGUGUCUGGGCCCCAGGCAGAAACGCAACAGCGGCAUCGAGGUCAGCACGCUGGGCGGUGGGGAGGGCCCCAAGAUGGACCGCAAACACAAGGCCCUGGAGUUCAACCGCAGGAUCGAGCAGAUCCUCGGGGACGAGCCGGAGGUGAAGGAGAGGCUGUUUGGCGUGCUGAAGCAGUACGCGGCGGAGAAGAAGGUGGACUGGCUGGCGUCAGUGCUGCCUGAUGUCCUGACCACGGACGAACAGAGACAGCUCAUCUCCAAUAUCAGGUACAGCUGCACUGCCGCUGUUCUCCUGCCCAGGUUAUUUCGGUACCCUCCACCAAAGUGGGUCGAUACAGACAGAAUACCGCCUGUGACAGGGAGAGGAGGAGAGGGCUCGCUGCGGCUGCCAAAGAGAGAGAUAAGUAGCCUGUCUGAAGCAGACAGAUCCAGAGCGGUUAUUUUGGUUGCCAUGACUCAAUGCGUCUCUGUUUCCUUCUCUAGGACUUUGCGUGUCUACCGGGGGAAGAAGAGCUUUGGUUUCACCCUGCGCGGUCAUGCUCCCGUCAGCAUCGAUUCUGUUAUCCCAGACAGCCCGGCUCAGGAAUGCGGCCUGAAGCCAGGAGAUCGCAUCCUCUUCCUCAACGGGCUGGACAUGAGGAACUGCUCCCAUGAGAAGGUGGUGUCCAUGCUGCAGGGCAGCGGGGCCAUGCCCACCCUAGUGGUGGAGGACGGCCCCGCUGACUACUGCUACUCGGACCACAGCGACCCCGAGGACUCCGGGGGCUCCAUGCUGGCCCCCACUGCCGUGCCACGCUCCAGUUCCCCGGCCCUCAGCUCUCUGCAGUGGGUAGCGGAGAUCCUGCCCCCCAGCAUCAAGGUGCACGGCCGCACCUUCAGCCAGCAGCUGGACCACCUUCUGACGGUCCAGGAGCGCUACGCCGUCUGCAAGGCCCUGGAGACGUUCUUCCAGCACAGGAACGUGGACACCCUGAUCGUCGACGUGUUCCCGGUGCUGGACACCCCGGCCAAGCAGCUCAUCUGGCAGUUCAUCUACCAGCUGCUGACCUACGAGGAGCAGGAGCGCUGCCAGGGCAAGAUCUCACGCUUCCUGGGCUUCAAGAGCGCCGGUCAGCCCACACCGGCGGUGGAGCCUGAGCCUGUGGUGACGGAGCACCACCGUCGGAGCAGCUCGGUGCGUGUGCGCAGCACGUCGUACCGCAGCAGCAUGCAGGAGAGGAGCUCCGACGACUGCAUCAUCGGGACCCACCUGGGGAUGGGGAUUCAUGUCGAAGCGCCCGACAGCCCCGAGGAGAGGGAGUGCGGAGACGGGACCUCGUUCCCAGAGUCCCCCGACAUGAAAAACAUGUCAGGCCUGUACACGGAGCUGGGCAACGUGUACGCCACCAAGAGCGCCUCGCCCCCGCACGCCGCCGCCCCCCCCUCGCCAGCCCCGGAGGGGCGGGGCCAGGCCGAGCCCUACCGAGGGCGCUCGCUCUCCCCCCUCACCCUCCCCCCGCUGACAGGGAGCCACACCAAGUCGGGCCUGUCCCUGUCCUGGAAGGAGCCCCUGCCCACGCCCGUGUACGAGCUGUACCACCAGGGCAGCCAGGAGUCCAACCCCUACGUCAGCCUGGAGAGCCCCCCCGCCUCCCCACACCCCUCCAACGGCAGCAGCGGGGGCCUCAGCCCGCUGGGCCGCCGCAAGAAGCUCUUCACCUUCUCCCGGCCGCCGCGCAGCCGCGACACCGACAAGUUCCUGGACGCGCUGAGCGAGCAGCUGGGCCACCGCGUCACCCUGAUGGACGAGGGCCUGCCCCCCCCCGCCGACAACGACUACGAGGAGAUAUUUCAAGGUGGUUGUCAUGGUUUCAGAAGAAGAGAUGGGCCUAUGAGCUACCAGGAGGAGCAGGAGCCCUGCUUGGCGCCGCGCCAGCUGAGCAGCGACGGCAGCGACGGCCGCAGCAGCAGCGACGACAUCACCUCCUUCUCCUCGGGCUCCGAGCCCAUCCCCCCGCCCCCCUCCCAGAGCCCCCCGCCGCCGCCCUCCUUCGCGUCCCCCAUCCCGCCGCCCUUCCAGUUCACCGACCCGCACCCGACCGUGCGCUUCUCCCCGGAGCACAUCCCCCGCGCCCGCAUGGCCUUCCACCCCCAGCACCCCAUCAUCCCGCCGCCGCCGCCGCCCCCCAGGCUGCUGCUGUCGGGACGGCCCCGGCUCCACCAGGCCCCGCCCCCCAGGGAGGAGGAGGAGGAGGAGCCGCCGCCGCCGGCGGGCAUGACCCACGACCCCCAGCGGUUCCAGGGCACCUUCGCCCGGAUCCCGCGCUCGGGGACCCAGACGCUGGCGGGCCGGCGGUCCCAGCCGUCCACCCGGACCCCCCACCUGCCGCGGCAGAUCAGCACGCCCCAGCCCCUGAGGCAGCCCUCGCCCCAGCCCUCGCCCCAGGUCUUGAGGCCCAGCCACCUGGUGCUGCAGCGGCACCACCAGCUGCACCACCAGCACAGCUACCAGGGCCCGCUGCCGCCCUCGGCCCAGGAGCCCGCCCCCCCCCACACCCAGAGCCACUCUCUGGGCCGCAGCCCCGCCACCGCCCACACCACCCGCACCACCCUGCUCACACACAAGAGCUACGACGCCCCCCUGAUGGAGCUGCCCCCACAGAGGGUGAGGUCACUCUUAUGGUUGUAUGCUCUAAUAUAUCAAAGUUUUAAUUCACAUGUAGCCCCUCCCCCAGCCCCCCCCCUGCCCCCCUGCGAGCCCCCUCCCCUGCCCAGGGCCAGCCCCACCCCCUCAGAGUCCAACCACAUGAGCGUCAAAAGGCUGCGCUGGGAGCAGGUGGAGAAGUCUGAGGGCACCAUCUGGGGACAGCUUGGAGAGGACUCAGACUACGACAAGCUGAGUGACAUGGUGAAGUACUUGGACCUGGAGCUGCACUUUGGGACUCAGCGCAGAUCCAAGCCCACCUUCCUGCCUGAGAACUUUAAAAAGAAGGACGUGGUGGAGAUCCUGUCCCAUAAGAAGGCCUACAACGCCUCCAUCCUGAUCGCCCACCUGAAACUGUCCCCAGCCGAGCUCCGGCAGGUGCUGAUGACGGUGACCACGGAGCGUCUGGAGCCCGCCCACAUCAAGCAGCUGCUGCUGUACGCGCCCGACGAGGACGAGGUGAAGCGCUACCGGCAGUUCGACCAGGACCCCGCCAAGCUCAGCGAGCCCGACCACUUCAUCUUCCAGAUGUUGAUGGUGCCAGAGUACAAGACGCGCCUGCGGAGCCUCCACUUUAAGACCACCCUAGCGGAGAAGACUGAGGAGAUCAAGGUGGCCUAUGAGUACAUCUACAAGGCCUCCACUGAGCUGAGGACCAGCAGGAAACUGGCCAAGAUCCUGGAGUUUGUGCUGGCGAUGGGGAACUACCUGAACAAUGGCCAGCCCAAGAACAGCCGUACCACGGGCUUCAAGAUCAUCUUCCUCACAGAGCUGAGUACGACCAAGACGGUGGACGGUAAAUCGACAUUUCUUCACAUCCUGGCCAAAUCUCUCUGCGAACACUUUCCAGAACUGCUCAACUUUGACAGAGAUCUCACAACAGUGCCUCUGGCAGCCAAAGUCAAUCAGAGGGCGGUCACAUCGGAGCUGGUUGACCUCCACUCCACCAUACAGGACAUACGGACCGCCUGCGCAAAGAUCCCUGCCACCUCCGAGGACCACUUCGCCUCUGUCAUGAGCAGCUUCCUGGAGAACAGCCAUCCUGCAGUGCAGUCCCUGGACGCGCUGCAGCACCGCGCCAUGGAGGAGUUCUCCAAGGUGGCCUCCUACUUCGGGGAGGAGAGCAAGGCGACCAGCACUGAGGUCUUCUUCGGCAUCUUCACCGAGUUCAUGUCCAAGUUUGAGCGAGCCCUGGGCGAGACCAAGGCGUCCGAGAACCCCCGCAGCCCCCGGCUGGUCUCCCCUCUGGCGUGGUAGGAACCCCCCCCCCUGAUCCCCCCCGACGGCCUCAUGGCUCCUAGCGCCCCGCCAUGUCGACGGCGACGCCCGUAAAAUCCCCCCUCUCACUUUGCUCUCUUCAACCAAAGUGCCAAGAUGACCCCCGGAUCACACCCCCACACGACCUCCACUGCCAGGGCUCAGACACCCCCACACCGCUCGCUAGAACUCCUAAGCCGCCCUGUUUAGAGAGAAGGGAAGUUUCAGGUCAAAGGUCAAAAGAGGGUCCAUUUAGGAGGAAACCGAGGGGCCAGUUCUACAUUGAUGCGCAUCACUGUGUAGAGAGUCUGGGGCCAGGGCACCUGGGUGCUGACUGCACUGCUCUCAACACACCGUCUGGGUGGCUGUUGGGAAGGAGUGACAGAGACAUAGGUCAUAGCAACGAGUGGUCUAAAUAAACAAUUAGUACUUUGUUUUAUGUUUGAUUAUACAGUUAAAAAAAAGAAAAAAAAAAGAAAUAUAUAUUUUCUAUCUGAACAGGUUCAAGAGUUGUAUAGAUUAAAAGGUUGAUAUAUAACAUAGAUAUAUGAUACAUGCCAGUUGAUUGUACUUAUGCAGAUAGCAACAGGCUAUGCCAGGGUUUGGCAGAUUACAGUUAAAUACAGUUAUGCUCUCUCUUCCAGACCCCUAUAGAGGACUAUUUGAUUAUAUUGGUUGUAGAAAACAUUAUGUAGGCCUACAACAAUAUGCAAAAAUCUCUACAAAAUUAAAGUACACUGAUAUUUAAGGGGGUUUUAAAAAAUGCGAUAUCAGUGCAGGGUUAUCGUCAACAUGAAUGCCGUCCGUUGUUUGAAACAAACAAGUUCCAGAAGUUUGCUUAGUUCAAUGUUGCCGGCUUGUUACAAUAGACGUACCGUUAGUUAAACGGCGACUGUAAAUAGAUAUUUUCUGACGACUCCAUUUUCACAGAUUGAAUGACUCACAUACGAUGUAGCGAUGUUGCUAUGGUGUUUUUCUAAUGUUGGCGUUAUUGACGUUGAAUGUUCAUACAGUUUGCUAUGCAUUCUCUGUCUCUUUUUUGAUGAUAUGCUCUAUUUAUGCUGAGACUCCCGUGAGCACACACUUGAAGCGUUUGGUUAUUGCACAGCUUGAAUCAGGCUUUAGAGGUACCUGUGACCGUGUGUUCGAGUGUACGCUGGCUGCAGGACAGUGCACUACAGUGUUUCGUUGGUUUAUUUUUUUCAAAGUCAUUUGCAUGUCGUGGAAGUCAGUGUUGUAAUUUAUGUUAACAAAAAAAAUGCACAUCUGCUCUUGUUUAGUUUAAUUUUAUAGUUGUUUUAAAAUAAAAAAGAAAGUCUGUUUAAUGUUUA
Molecule: messenger RNA, 6642 nt
Organism: Gadus macrocephalus (Pacific cod)
Lineage: Eukaryota; Metazoa; Chordata; Actinopteri; Gadiformes; Gadidae
Gene: grid2ipb
Product: glutamate receptor, ionotropic, delta 2 (Grid2) interacting protein, b
Exons: 25
Coding region: 812-5311 (1499 amino acids)
Molecular function (GO): protein binding
Source: RefSeq, a predicted model, not a curated record